Molecule: messenger RNA, 447 nt
Organism: Aspergillus eucalypticola CBS 122712
Lineage: Eukaryota; Fungi; Ascomycota; Eurotiomycetes; Eurotiales; Aspergillaceae
Exons: 1
Coding region: 127-411 (94 amino acids)
Source: RefSeq, a predicted model, not a curated record
CUAUUUACUGAGGAGUGGCACACUACUCAUUGUCUCAUUGAUUUAGGUCCCAUUGAGGAUCGUGGUGGAGGGGCCUCGAUGUUAUUGAGACCUGAGUCAUGAUGGCUGGGAGCCAUUACGUGGAAGAUGACCCAGCAACACUAUGGCAUGACGUGUGCAGGGCAGUGGGAUGAUCGUCUGUUGGAUACGUGCCGGUCUACAAAGACUACUAUUACUGUGCCGCUUGUGAACGGCUCCAAAACUGUGGAGUCCACUAUGAAAGCUUUGAGAGCUUGCGAUUCCAUAAGUUCAUCCUCGACAAUACCUCACGCAAGUGCUGCUCCGAGGAUAUAUCCUACCAAUACAGAUAUAGCAGCAUCGUUGCUGGCCUAUAACAAGCAGAUGCCCCCGAGGUCGCAAUCGGCCGCGUAGAGAUUACCGUAAUAUACAUUCGAUGGACUGCAUUGU